Molecule: messenger RNA, 477 nt
Organism: Trypanosoma conorhini
Lineage: Eukaryota; Euglenozoa; Kinetoplastea; Trypanosomatida; Trypanosomatidae
Product: putative zinc-binding protein (Yippee)
Exons: 1
Coding region: 1-477 (158 amino acids)
Molecular function (GO): nucleic acid binding
Source: RefSeq, a predicted model, not a curated record
AUGGGCGGGUCAUUGCGCGUCUUGGCUGACCAUGUGGCGUGUGAUGAGGGACGGGAACAAAGUUUCUGGCGCUGGAUACGGCGUAAGCGGCAGCGGUCACCCAGUGUGGACGAGGGCUGCAAUGUGACGGCGACGAGGACACCUGAUAACGAAGCUGAAAAGGCUGAGGACGCCGAGGCCCAAAGUUUGCUUCGGAUGCAGGUGUUGGGUACGGACGGGGUGAGGUCGGUGCCGCUGGGUUGUUCCGUUUUGUGUGGCCCUUCUGUGGAGGACACGUACGGUUGUCACUAUCACGUGUAUCCUUCCACUUCCCCAGGUGCUGCUCAUGGCACGGCGUUGUGUUGGUCCUUGCGGAGGUCGUCGUUAACCACUCACGCCUUGAUGUGCCUUGGGCGUGUGGCAAACAGUUGCCGCAAGGACCUGGUUUUGUUUGAUGAGGAUGUUGGCAUCUUGCUGUCGUACACAACGAGGCUGUGA